Messenger RNA from Clunio marinus, 180 nucleotides. NCBI's taxonomy places the organism in Eukaryota, Metazoa, Arthropoda, Insecta, Diptera, Chironomidae. The record is from the annotation of a GenBank genome assembly.
AUGAAGGAUAGAAGUUGUUUCAAUAGGGAAACUUCAAAUGAACUGUCGUUUCUCAGCAUUAAAGAAUUUACCCGAAACAAACCUUUGAAGGAAAAAAUCGCUUGGGGAAAAUUAAUUAUUCGAAUAUUAAGACAACGUUCUUCUUAUGUUGAAAUUUUCACAUGUUUGCUUCAUGAGUGA